Molecule: messenger RNA, 11503 nt
Organism: Myodes glareolus (Bank vole)
Lineage: Eukaryota; Metazoa; Chordata; Mammalia; Rodentia; Cricetidae
Source: RefSeq, a predicted model, not a curated record
AUGCCGGAGGUGAAAACUGUCGUAUUCGCGGGGCUCACCAGUGGUGGGGUGGUACUGAUUCCAGAACUUCCUGUGGUGGGGAAGUGGAAAGACAAGUCCCUGCAGAUGAAAUAUUACGUGUGGCCUCGAAUGUGUCCCGAAACCGAGGAGCAGGAGGAUGACCAUCUGAGCAUUGUGACCUUGGAGGAGGCGCCCUUUGUUAUCGUAGAGAGUGUGGACCCUCUCAGCGGAACCUGCAUGAGGAACACGGUCCCCUGCCAGAAGCGCAUCAUCUCUGAGAAUAAAACAGAUGAAGAGCCAGGCUACAUCAAAAAAUGCUGCAAGGGCUUCUGUAUUGAUAUCCUGAAGAAAAUUUCUAAGUCUGUGAAGUUCACCUAUGACCUUUACCUGGUGACCAAUGGCAAGCAUGGGAAGAAGAUCAACGGGACCUGGAAUGGCAUGAUUGGUGAGGUGGUCAUGAAGAGGGCCUACAUGGCAGUGGGGUCACUAACUAUCAAUGAAGAGCGAUCAGAGGUGGUCGACUUCUCCGUGCCCUUCAUAGAGACCGGCAUCAGUGUCAUGGUAUCGCGCAGCAAUGGGACCGUGUCACCUUCUGCCUUCUUAGAGCCGUUCAGCGCUGACGUGUGGGUGAUGAUGUUUGUGAUGCUGCUCAUUGUCUCGGCCGUGGCUGUCUUUGUCUUCGAAUACUUCAGCCCUGUGGGUUACAACAGGUGCCUAGCUGAUGGCAGAGAGCCAGGCGGCCCAUCUUUCACCAUUGGCAAAGCAAUUUGGUUACUCUGGGGUCUGGUGUUCAACAACUCCGUCCCUGUGCAGAACCCAAAGGGGACCACAUCCAAGAUCAUGGUGUCAGUGUGGGCCUUCUUUGCUGUCAUUUUCCUGGCCAGCUACACUGCCAACUUAGCAGCCUUCAUGAUCCAAGAGGAGUAUGUGGACCAGGUUUCUGGCCUGAGCGACAAGAAGUUCCAGAGACCUAAUGACUUUUCACCCCCUUUCCGCUUUGGGACUGUGCCCAAUGGCAGCACAGAGAGGAAUAUCCGCAAUAACUAUGCAGAAAUGCAUGCCUACAUGGGAAAGUUCAACCAAAGGGGUGUAGAUGAUGCAUUGCUCUCCCUCAAAACGGGGAAGCUUGAUGCUUUCAUCUACGAUGCAGCGGUGCUCAACUACAUGGCCGGAAGAGAUGAAGGUUGCAAGCUGGUGACCAUUGGCAGUGGCAAGGUCUUCGCAUCCACUGGCUAUGGCAUUGCUAUCCAGAAAGAUUCCGGGUGGAAGCGCCAGGUAGACCUUGCUAUUCUGCAGCUAUUUGGAGACGGGGAGAUGGAAGAACUGGAAGCUCUCUGGCUCACUGGCAUUUGCCACAACGAGAAGAAUGAGGUUAUGAGUAGCCAGCUGGACAUCGACAACAUGGCAGGCGUCUUCUAUAUGUUGGGGGCAGCCAUGGCUCUCAGCCUCAUCACCUUCAUCUGUGAACAUCUGUUCUACUGGCAGUUCCGGCAUUGUUUCAUGGGUGUCUGUUCUGGCAAGCCAGGCAUGGUCUUCUCCAUCAGCAGAGGUAUCUACAGCUGCAUCCAUGGUGUCGCUAUAGAGGAGCGCCAGUCCGUGAUGAACUCCCCUACCGCUACCAUGAACAACACACACUCCAACAUCCUGCGCUUGCUCCGCACAGCCAAGAACAUGGCCAACCUGUCUGGAGUAAACGGCUCCCCUCAGAGUGCCCUGGACUUCAUCCGCCGCGAGUCCUCCGUCUAUGACAUCUCUGAGCAUCGCCGCAGCUUCACCCAUUCGGAUUGUAAGUCAUACAACAACCCGCCCUGUGAGGAAAACCUGUUCAGCGACUACAUCAGUGAGGUAGAGAGGACAUUUGGCAACCUGCAGCUCAAGGACAGCAACGUGUACCAGGACCACUAUCACCAUCACCACCGGCCACACAGCAUCGGCAGCACCAGCUCCAUUGACGGGCUCUACGACUGUGACAACCCACCUUUCACCACCCAACCCAGGUCAAUCAGCAAGAAACCCCUGGACAUCGGCUUGCCCUCCUCCAAACACAGCCAGCUCAGCGACCUGUACGGCAAGUUCUCCUUCAAGAGCGACCGCUACAGUGGCCAUGAUGACUUGAUUCGAUCGGAUGUCUCAGACAUCUCCACGCACACUGUCACCUAUGGAAACAUCGAGGGCAAUGCAGCUAAGAGGCGGAAGCAGCAGUACAAGGACAGUCUGAAGAAGCGACCGGCCUCGGCCAAGUCGAGGAGGGAGUUUGAUGAAAUCGAGCUGGCCUAUCGUCGCCGCCCACCCCGCUCCCCAGACCACAAGCGCUACUUCAGGGACAAAGAAGGGCUCCGAGACUUCUACCUGGACCAGUUCCGAACAAAGGAGAACUCGCCUCACUGGGAGCAUGUGGACUUGACCGACAUUUACAAAGAACGUAGUGACGACUUCAAGCGAGAUUCGGUCAGUGGAGGUGGGCCCUGUACCAACAGGUCUCACCUCAAACAUGGAACAGGCGAUAAACAUGGCGUGGUAGGUGGGGUGCCAGCUCCUUGGGAGAAGAAUCUGACCAAUGUAGAUUGGGAGGAGCGGUCUGGGGGCAACUUCUGCCGCAGCUGCCCCUCCAAGCUGCACAACUAUUCCUCUACGGUGGCAGGGCAGAACUCGGGCCGGCAGGCCUGCAUCAGGUGCGAGGCCUGCAAGAAGGCUGGGAACCUGUAUGACAUCAGCGAGGACAACUCCUUGCAGGAACUGGACCAGCCGGCUGCCCCUGUGGCUGUGACAUCCAAUGCCUCCACCACCAAGUACCCUCAAAGCCCGACUAAUUCCAAGGCCCAGAAGAAGAACCGAAACAAGCUACGCCGGCAGCACUCCUACGACACCUUCGUGGACCUGCAGAAGGAGGAGGCCGCCUUGGCCCCACGCAGCGUGAGCCUGAAAGACAAGGGCCGAUUCAUGGAUGGCAGCCCCUACGCCCACAUGUUUGAGAUGCCAGCUGGUGAGAGUUCCUUUGCCAACAACAAGUCCUCAGUGCCCACUGCCGGACACCACCACAACAACCCUGGCGGCGGCUACAUGCUCAGCAAGUCGCUCUACCCUGACCGGGUCACGCAAAACCCUUUCAUCCCCACUUUUGGGGAUGACCAGUGCUUGCUUCACGGCAGCAAAUCCUACUUCUUCAGGCAGCCCACGGUGGCAGGGGCAUCGAAAACAAGGCCGGACUUCCGGGCCCUUGUCACCAAUAAGCCAGUGGUGUCGGCCCUUCAUGGGGCUGUGCCUGGUCGUUUCCAGAAGGACAUUUGUAUAGGGAACCAGUCCAACCCCUGUGUGCCUAACAACAAAAACCCCAGGGCUUUCAAUGGCUCCAGCAAUGGACAUGUUUAUGAGAAACUUUCUAGUAUUGAGUCUGAUGUCUGAGUGAGGGAAGAGAGAGAGAGGUUAAGGUGGGUACGGGAGGGGUAGGGCUGUGGGCCGCGUGGUGCGCAUGUCCUGGAAAGAGUCGGGGGUGAACUUGGCUCCCAUUCGCUUUUUCUUGUUCUUUUAAUUUCCCUAUGGGAUCCCGGAGUUCUGGUUCCUACUGAAGGCAGCCCUCGUGGCCGGCACCAUUUCUCCUCCCUCCGCAGGUCUCUUCUCCCCGCAUCUGUCCACCACUCCUAUAGCCAUGAGAGGAUAGAACGGGCCUCAGUGUGGGAGGAUGGAGAGGAGACAGGAAGUGCUUGCUGCUUGUGGGCUUCUUUCUAGUGCGGAAGUGCCCUGAGCCCUGAGAGGGAGGCUUUCCUGAAACUGCUCUUUUUUUCAGGCUAGGAAGUGAAGGCAGCCUAAGGAAGGCCCUUUGGCGUCCCGCUCAUAAGAGAGAAGGGGCUUUUUGCUGAAUUCUUGCUGGGUGGUUGGUGGUUGCCUAGGGACCCUGUAAACAGCAGAGGGCAGGAAGUGAUUCUGUGCUUAUAUAUAAGCCAAAUAAAAAGUUUGCCUCAGCCCCAUAAAACUCUGCGGUGGAGAACCAAGGGGGAAGGCCAUUGGCAGACGAGGGAUUCCUGAGCAAAUUGGGACAUUCACUGCAAUAGUGCCCUAUGGUUCACUGGAGGCAAGAGUAGAGAAUUCUGUGUGCACAUAUGUCCAUGUACAUCUGUACCCACUUGUGGUCAGCUGCCUCUGAGUAAAGAGGGGGGGAGCCUUGGCUCACUGCCUUCUUCCGUAGGCUUAAGUAAUGUACUUGUUUUGGCUUAUAUAUAAACCAAUGCCACAGGUUACCAGGAUUUGGGCUAGCUCUCCCUUUUCCCUUCUUCAGAGAGGCUGGAGGUUCUUGACAAAGAAAAUUCUCUACUAUAGGAAAAGUAUAUGACAAGAGAAAGUGAAAGGAACUGCAACAACCCUGCAGACUGAUAUGUCAGUGUUGUCUAUAGUUACUAUAGCUUAGGCGCAGAACUUUCCAGUAAGGCAUGAGGGAAAUCGAAGCAGCCAUGAGUCUUUUAUCCAAUCUCAGAGCAAAAGGUUCUAGAAAACUCUUUUAGGCAUUUAGCUCCUUGCCUGGCUAAGGUUUGAGGAAAGACUCUCCACAGAAGGUUUGGAAGAGGAGAAUCAUUCACAGUAGGGUAAGUGAGAGAGGGGGAUGUUUUCAAUGCUUUGAUCCCUUCUCACUUAACCUAGAGCUGGAAGGGUAGGCAAAUUCCUCCAAAGCCGGUGAUAAGUGACAGGGGACAGACAGAGGAGAGAAAUGAGCUUGUCCUCCAGGGUACAGCUCUGGAAGCCAGAGAGAACCAAGAUUUGGAGUAUGACUUGAACUAAUGUGAGCACUCCUGAAGGAACCAUUUCUCUUCCGCAACCCCCAGUUCCCUCUGAUUGUACCACUCAACAGUAAGCAUGUGUGCGUGCGUGCAUGCAUGGGUGUAUGUGUGUGCGUGUGUAUGUGUGUACAUGUGUGCGUGUGUAUGUGUGUGUGUGUGUGUGUGUGUGUGUGUGUGCGUGUGUGUAAAACUCCAGGUCCAGGGAUGGGGGUGCUGGCAGGAGUGAUGCCCCCUCGCUUAAAGUUGGAAAUUGAAGAAGGGAAAUGAAUAUUUGUGUCCCUGCCUGUCCUGAAACUUGGGGUAGGGGUGUCCUAUGGGUCAGUUCCACUGUCCUGCCGUCCCCUCACACAGGGUGGCAUCCAAAGAGCCCUGGGUUUGUUUGGAAGCGUGACUGCAGAAUCGCCUUGUCGCACACAGGACACAUAAACCAGAAAGGUGCUCACCCUCCUCUGGAACGAAGCCGCCAUGUCUCUUCACGUCACACCCUCCAGGGCUGCUCUUUGCCUUCCUGGUUGCCCUGCCUCACGACCCUCCCUCAUCUUUCAUCCUCGACUGCUGUCUCCCACCUUCCUCCUUGAUUUUUACCUCAGUAUCUUUCAUUUAAAAGCCAACCGAAGGCCUUGUUUUCUUUCUAAGAUGAACGUGGGGGCAAGGGGCUGAACCUCUCAACAGUCUGGAGAGAGGAGCGUGGAGUGCUUUACUUUAGGUUCCAGGAAAGACUCUGAGAGAGGUCAAAGGGUGUGAGGCAACUACCGGAGGAAGGAGAAGGGCCAUAGAAACAUUGCUUCACUCUGGCUCUGUCCAAGGGCCAGGGGCUCAUCCCUCACUCUUCCUCUUACCUCACCCCUUUAAAACUGAAAAAAGAAAAAAAAAAGCAAACCAACUAACCUAGCGAACAGCAAUCUAGAAAACAGGGGGCUCUGAUGGUCUCCACGGGCCACAGAAAUCAAGAUGGUGUUUAUUUCAUAUGUAAAUAUUUUGUUUUCUAAUUAAUUUUGUAUAGAUAAAGUGGUCUCCUGUGAGUAUUCAGGGUGUUGAGCUGGAGGGAGUGGGGUGGGGAUGGGAAUGAGGGGGGAAUUAUUUUGUUAUGGGUUUUCAUUUUCUGUUGGGAGGAAUUGUUUGUUAUGGCCUUUGCUUUGGAGUGUCUGGGAAAAGUUCAUGGGAACAGAAGCCACAAUGGUGAACAAACCAGGGGAAAGUCAUUUCUGUCCAUGCCCCGCCUCCAAAACCUGUCUUCCUGCUGGUUUGUGAGAAGUGAUCUUGCACUUUGGCCUGAGUUUUGCAGGGUCCAAACCAGCACUAAGCAAAACUUGGUCUGACUCUUGUCUUCUAGGGAGACCAGGAAAUGAUGACUCUGUCAAAGACAAACUGGUGGCAUCCGAUUUUUCCUUGUCAGUACCUGGGCUUGCAAAGGUUCCCCAAAGGGCUUGAAAAAGAAUUGAGGUCUACUUACCUCCCAUCCUUGGCAUGGCUGAGAGGUUUCUGGAAGCUGGAUUCUGAGAUAUCUCACAGCAACCUUCUCUGAUUCUUAUCCAUCAUCCUACCAGUCUGACAUAUCAUGCUCUAGUACCUGACCAUCCUGUCCCCCAUCUGUGUGCACCUAUAGAAAGGACUACUUCAGGCACACCCAAGAAAUGUCCACUCUUUCUCCUUCAGCAUCAUAUGGUUUCAGGCUGUACAAGGACAGCAAUGGAUACAGGGGUCUUACAGAUUUACAUGCCUUUCUAGGAACAUCACCCGAUCCCCUCAAAACUCAUUAGCCUAGUAAAGUAAUAGCUAAAAUUAGUUUCAGAGGUGGUAAAGAGGCCAUUUGAGGGACAGUACCAAUGGUGGCUUUAUAUUUGCCUUGUUCUCGUUACUGCCAUCAGGAGGGUGCUAUUUUGUUCGUGUUAGGUGUCGCAAAUCUGAUUCGAUAUAAACCGGACAAAUAAAAUCUCUUUUACUGGGUUGUUGACUUUGUGAAAGAUAGCAGCCUCUCUCUCUCUCUCUCUCUCUCUCUCUCUCUCUCUCUUUCUCUCUCUCUCUCUCUGUCCCCCUCUCUCAUUUCUAAAUUGAUAUGUCCAGCAUAUUGCCCUUCCCCCCUAUUCUCCCGCCAUCAGUGGCUGCCAGUGAGAUAGAUAAUUUAACUAUCCUAAACCCCUUAUUUGGCCUCAAUUGAUUUCUCCAACUGAAUUCUUGAAUUGGGACCAAAGUAAGAUAUUCAUGGCCUUCUCUAAAAAGAAUAAGGAAAUGAAGUCUGUCAAGUUUUCUAUGUGAAAUUCCACAGUAGCAAGUCAGUUGAAUACAUCAGGAAGAAUUCCACAGCUGUUCCCAUCUCCAUCCCUGAUGGAUAUGGACCAAGACCCAAUCCAUCCAAAACUGUGAGGUUCUGCAGAGCCCUGAGGAGCAUCUUGUGUUCCCUGGUGUCCUUCAGAACCCAUGCUUUCUCUCACAAGUGCUCUCUACCAUUGGGAAAGUGGGUUGGUGGAUGUGGUCCCACAUCACUCCUCCUAGUGGCGAUGCUGACACUUCAGCAUGCCCAGUGACCUCAACAGUCUGAUCCUUGAAUUUGCCUGAGCAAAGAUGUGCACACCCUUUCAGAGUGCCGCAUGUGCAGUGGACCUUGUUAUUCCCAGGUUGUCACUGUGUAUCCUCGGCCAGAGCUUGGGAAACACCCUUUGUGUGUAUUCCCUGGGACUGGCCACAGCCAUUUUGUGAUUGGGGACAAAAAUCCCAGAUGAUCCCAUUAAAUGUUGGUGGUGUCAGUAGUGCCCAAACGCAUGUGUAAAAUAGGAGUCCUCUAUACAGUGCCGUGAAUAUCACUUGCCCAGUCUUCCAUGGCCAUCAGGAAUUGCCCCAGGAAGAAUUCUCUGCAGAGUGCUGGUCACCUGCACCUCUCAUUUGAGAGCUAGGGUUUCUUUUGCUCUUUCUUUCUUUCUUUCUUUCUUUCUUUCUUUCUUUCUUUCUUACAAGUUCGAGAUUUAGGGAAAGAUUAAUGUUUGGGCAAAAGCCUUUGGAAAAGUUAUUCCUAAACUCACUUUUUUUUUUCCUUUAAAUCACCAUCUCUGAAAAGGCCCUGUCCUUGCUUGGCACCCUGUGUGUGUCUGUUUGGGUGUGCUAGGAAUGAUUCGGGUAUGUGCAUAAAUGAUGUAAUGGCAGUUUACUGGUGAAUGUGUUCAGUGUUUCUGGGCAUUGUGGCCAUACUAUAUGUUCCCAAAGCCAUAUAGAAAAUGUGUGAUCUUGGGGCUGCUGAAACACUAUGGCAUUUCUGCCUUUGCUUUCUUUGCCUUGGUGUCAGAGAGGGUUCUUGCUUGCCUAAGGACUCUUUAGGGGCAAGAAGCACCCUGAGGAGGUCAGUCAUACUGGGGUGGCUCUGGCCUUGCCAAUGGCAGAUGACCUGUGGCUUGCUUUCAAGAUCCUGAGAGAGCCUGCCAGCUGUUGACUUCCCAGGCAGAUUUACGACAUUCGGGCUGAGCUGUUUGUCUGCGGCUGAAAUGAAAGCGUUCCCAGGAAGAGUGACACACUAAGCCAUAUUAGGGAUUUGUACAUUUAAACACCUAAUCUACAUUAGGAUUUUCAUUCCUUUUUCUGGGAAUAAGCGACCGUAAGCCAGCAAGAGAAAGAAACAGGCGCAUCAUGGAGAAACAGAGCAGGGAAAAAGGAUAACAGGUCCAGAAAACAAGUCCUUUAAGCCAUGCUUCAUCUCUACCUGUUGAGUUAAGGCCCACGGGGACCCUGGAUUAGGACUUCUACCUGGGAUCUGCUUUCAACACACAGUCAUGCACACAGUUUGGAGAUAGCUGCAUUCUACACCACAUAGGGCAGGUGAGAAUGGUGACCCGGGGAACGGAAGACAGUCGCCUUUCCUCAAAUGCAAGAUAUUGCGUAAAGAGCUGCAAGGAAAAUGUUCAAUCAUAUUUAGCAUACAAUCUAUUAGUAUAUUAUAAAAUCACUCAUUAUCUCUUCUUUGUUCUAGAUCAAAUAAUCUACCCGUUAACUGAUUUGCCUAUGCUCUAAGCGUUUCUAGUUUCUUUCCCCUUAUUUUCUGUGAAGGAGCCAGUUGAUCCUCAGGUACUGUUUAACCUGUGGGCCUCCGAUAUGCUUGGGUCAACGUUAAAAUGCUCGUUUGUCAUUCCUAGAGCUUUGAAUAUUGACCUAGGUCUAGGAUUCCACCUAGUUUGGGGAGGUCGCUAUCUGUAAGGUCACAGGCUGGAUGAACGCAUCCUACCCUCAUCCCAGUAUCACCACACAAGGUCCCUGUGAGUUCGUGACUUGGCACGUAAACUAUCUACUCCCACAACAAAGCCGCCAUCAAAGCCUGGAAUGAAAGGCAGUGCUUUUGCCAUGCCUUGAAGAAAUUGGUGAAGUUCCAGUGUUCUAGGUAGUACAGAAGCAAGGAGAAAGAGCUUUGCUCAUAGUAUUGGGUUGUCCUGGCAAUGCCGGCAAUGAGUGGAAAAUGUUGGGAAUCCAGUGUCCUUGGUCAGUGACGUCGGAGCUAAUCUUUAUGAGCUGCUGGUGAUGUCCAUAUCUUGCUUCUGCUAGUGUGACUGCGGCUGGUGGUGCUAAUGGGAACUGAGAAUGGAAAGUAGAGUGGAUGGUAGAGCUGCUAACAGUCCUGGGAUGCUGGUGUAUGGAGUUUCCCGCAGCCUUGGGAUGCUGGUGCACGGAAUUUCUCACAGCCUUGGGAUGCUGGUGUACUGAGUUUCUCACAGCCUUGGGAUGCUGGUGUAUGGAGUUUCCCACAGCCCUGGGAUGCUGGUUUAUCCCAUCUGUUUUGGUGAAAGUGAAAGUGGUCCUUGGUGCAGGGAUCAAGUUACAAUGAAGAAGCACAAUUCUAAGCCCAUCACAAAACUAUUAUUUUAAAGCUAUGACUUCCAACUUGAACUCUGUUUAUCAAUUAAUAAUUAUUUUAAGCUUGUGAUUUAAAGAGCGGUUCAGAAAAAAAUAAAGUAAGAAGCUCUACAUAAAUAUGUUAGUUCAACUAAACCAAUGUCUGUUGAGCAUUUACUAUGUCCUUGAGCUAAUGCUGAGAAAUAUAGAAAAGAUUUUAAAAUGGAGUAUGUUAUACUUGUGUAGGAUAUGCAAAUGCAUAAGUAUAAAAUAUUUAAAUGUAUGUAAUGUGUAUAAAAUAGGAGUGCAUAAAUUUCUGUGAUUUGACAUGCAGGUUUAAUAUUUUCUGGUUUCAGGCUUUGAGUCAAAGAUAUCCAUUAUGUUACUGAAGAAUGCCAUAUUCUCAGUACAUCCAAAUCUCCACAUCAUAGUUGAGCCUUGGUCACUUCUGGGAUUAUCACACAUUCUAAGCUAACCCUCAGAGAUUCCCACUCAGGCCACAACCAUGCAUUUUCUUCACUCAUCUUUGUCAGCGUCACACCCGAGUACUCUUUGUCCUGUGCACCAGAGUCCCCUUUGUGAUCUUUUGUGGUCCUCUCCAGACAACAGGACUUCUCCCUGCGGCACCUUCCCUCCCUUCCACACAGCUGACCGUGUUCCUCUCAAAACACAAUCUGGCAGCCAUCUGUUGGGACAAAUCUUUCCAUUCAGUUAGACCCUUGAAUCCCCGUCUAUCUUUGCUCUCCCAGCCAUCUAGAAUAGAUAGUUGUUCUUCACAUGCACACCCAAUGCUUACAGCUCUGCAAUGAGUCUGUAAUUUGCUACUCACCUACAAAAUUCGAAAGCAGUAUUUCUGUUCAGCGUCUUACCACAAACCCAACAGCGUUUUCAUUUCCCUGUUAUUCAUCCUUCGGUGUUCCCCUUUGGGAAGUGGUGUGUUCUGAUUUGCAUCUUAGCUCUCAGGUCCCCUAUGACCUCACUGGUUUCUGCUUUUGCUCAGCCUUUACUUGGUCUGGGUUCCAAGUUUGAUUCUCCAUGUAAACUCCUCAUGAUCUUCCCGAUUUCCACAAUAUUUAUGGCUCUGAGUGAAGAUGACUUUCAAAUCUUCUCUCUUAGACCCUAAUUUUCUCUUCAGCGUAAUGCACAUAUUCCCAAUCACCUCACUUCAGAUUGACGCAAAUACCCAGAUCUGCACCCAAACCAGCAUAAUGAUGAGCAGGUUCUCCUGGCCUAGUGGUUCCAUUGUUCAUCUGUCGCCACACUUACGUUUUGCCAGGAACUUUUGCCUCCUUCAUGUGCCUGAUUUUGCAAGUAUAAUCGUUUGGAAAACCUAUUGAUUCUCACUCAAAGGUUUUCCCACCUCCCUUUGCUUUCAGACCCUUCCUUCCCAUUGAUUACUUCAGUGUUGUAUAGCAUUGCCCCAAGAAUUCAUAUUUUGGUCUACUCUCACCAGUUUGUGCUUCCUGACCACAGUUAUUUCAUGUCGUCCUUAACCUCGGAAGACAAACCUUUGAUGAGCUCCCCUUGACAUGGUUCCAGCAGGCAACACCUUAGUUGGUGUGCUCUUUGUCACAGGACAGUUCAAUUAUAUAGCUGUCCCUUAACACUCCCUAGUCAUCUAGAUUUACUUGUAUCUUAAACUUCUCUCUUUUCCCCAAAUGUCAUGCUCCCAACUUUUACCUCCCAGCUGCCUUGCGUAAUCCACUCCCUCUAUACAAGUCUUCAAAGACAAUAACACAACAACAGCAUCUGUUUCCCCUCACAAUCUGUGCAGAAAAACAGAGACAUUUUAUGAAUGUCCAUGACAUUUUAAUUUUCUCUCCUGGAUGACAACCAUCAGAGACCAGCUUCAUAAUUGUUUGAGUGUACAUAUUGUCUUCCCUGUUAGAUUCUAAACAGGUCAUGGCUUAUUAUUCUGUGUAUGC